GCAUGCGUUAAUCAUGCAUUAAUAAGCUGCAGCUUUGCGCGCUCCCGAUUCUUCCACAAGACAACAAACACGAUGCUGGAGGCCCAAAUGGAGGACUGUCUUGUCCAUGGAGACUCUCCCCGUCUGGUGUGUGUGCUCCGAGAGGAAGGCGUGACACACUGCAUGCUUACCAGACUGGACCAGCUGGUCAAGAAGCUGAGCGGUGCCGAGUACGGCCAAGUGACCGUGGUCUUGAAGUCUUUGGAGAGUCUCACGGAUAACAAAGACGACCUGAAGAUGCUGCUGGACCUUGGAGUCACUGCCAAAGUUUUGCUGUGGUUCCAAACGUUACGUGACCUCUUGACCGCCGACCCCUUGAGAAGCUCCGCCCAGCUGGUCACGCUUACCUUAAGCUUCUUCGACUUCCUGCUUCUGCUGGGUCAGUCGUCUCUUCCAGUCCAUCAGCUGGCCGUGCUGCUUUUGGAGCUCCUUCAAAUGGUUCUGGAGCAGGAAGCCCCCUACUCUCUAAGAUUGGAGGCCAUCAGAACCUUCAACAUCACCCUGGACUCUGUGAGCAUAGAUCAGAAGAGCAAUGUCCGAAAGGAACAGACACUCGUCCAGAAGAUGUCGCAGGUGGCGGCCGCCAUUCAGACAGCAGGAGACUAUGACCUGCAGGUGAGCCUAUCGGAGGCCUUGUGUCGUGUGACUCCCAGGGAGGAUCGAAGCCACAGAGCCAAUCACUGGUUCUCCUGCUGUGACAUCAGCAAAGCCUUCUGUGACAUCAGAGAUGCCAACUUUGAGGCGGACUGUAGGUGUUUCCUGAACUUUCUUAACCUUCGCCAUGGCAACCAGAGAAAGGUUCACACCUUCCCAUGUCUGAGAGCCUUCUUGGACUCCACAGAGCUGUUUCGCCCCAAAGACGACAAACUGGAUGAGUUCUGGGUGGACUUUAACUUUGGGUCACAGCGUGUCAGCUUUUUCAUAGACAUGCCUCAGGGUUUCCUGUGGGAGUCCAUCCAUCUUCAGAGGGAGGACGUAAAUGAGUACAAGCUAGGACUCCAGCAGGAUGAAUGCACUGAGGGUCAGGCGGUCCUCAGUGUCCAGCUGAGUGUUCCCAUCUUGUACCUAAACACCAAAAGUUGGAGGGUGAAGCUGCUCUUCCGCCCGGAGCUCCUCGAAGCGCUGGAGGUGGCGGCCAGGAUGAUCUUUGCUGUGUCUCAGGAAAAAAGUGGUGAAAAAUCUACCCCAGAGACCCGUAGACUCUACAAUAGGAAGAAGCGACCAAGCCAGCUGAAGGUUCUUCCUUUGUCGUCCCCAAGCAGCGAUGAAGAUUCUUUCACCAAGAGGCCUCGUAUAAACCGAGCUUCAGUCCUCUUCGACCAAGUUAUACACUCUACGCCAUCGUACAACUCAGUUCCAGGCCUUCUUGUGGAGGCGAUGCCUAAGAGCUUUCAAGAAGAGUUGGAUCUUUCUACAGCAACAAAGGAAGUUUCCAGUUCGGACAGGAAGCGAACCCCUCAGGAGUCAGGCUACCUGUCAGAUGGGCUUGAGGCUGUGUUAGCACAGCAAGGUGUGGAACCCAAAAGUGUGGAGCCGAAAGAGUGGUCACUUCAGGAAGGGGUGGAGCCCUUUGAGGAGGAGGAAGAGCCUCUUAGAGACAAGGCAGAGCCAUCCUUGACAAACCAGCAGGAGCUUGUCAAUGUUCUGGAGGUGGACACACAGUUCCAUUUGACUUCAAGCAUCCAAAAUGCCUUCAGCGUCUUCAAAACCAAACUAGAAGAACAUUACACUGGCUGCUGGCAGAAAAUGGAAUCUGAAAUUCAGUCGUCACUGAAAGACUGUCAGGAACAUGUCUCCUCGCUGCUCUUGGCUGUCCAUCAACACAGGUUGAUUCUGAUGCAGAGCUUUGAGAAUUCCAUCGCAGAUCAGCUCAAGUGUUUGGAGGAAAACUCGACCAACCUUAACAACAUGUGCUCUCAGAUUCUAGGGUUCUUCCAGACGGAGAUAAAGCAACUGUCCGACUUCUGCGACCAACACCACCAGCGGUUGAGGUCCUUAGAAGUUGCAAGUACGGAGGCUUCGUCCAGCCAAUGAGGAAAUGCUGAUGCAAUAAAUCCUACCUUGUAUUGGACUUUGUUAUUCAGGCAAUGUUUGUAAACACUUAUAAUCAUGUCAACAAAGUUAAUGUGUAAGUCGUCUGUAACCAUGGUAACUCCCUAGCUGAUAAGGCUGCAAUGUGUACUAAUCAGAGGUGGGUAAAGUAGCCAAAAAUUGUAAACAAUUACUUCAGUAGGUAUUCAGUGAAAAAACUAUUCAAGUACUAAUUAACUGUAGAGUAACUUCUGAUUUAUUUAGUUUGUAAGUAAACAUUUAAAAAAAAAAAAAGGGGGGUGAUGGUCAUGCGGGCAUGUGACGAUCAGGCUCCGUUAGGUGAGAUGGAGUCAAAUGUUUUUGCUGGUCUCAAACUGAGCGCCACCACCAAUAAGAGCUUAGUUUGGGAUUUGCUGUUCUCCUCCUACCCCAUGUUUACCUUUUUUCCUUUCUUUUUUAUGGAGCACUGCCCUAGUAGCGAUCCAUCAGUUUUCCCGUUCAGUCUACCCUGUAUACUGUCUGUUCUUGGACGAGUUUGUACUGAUCUAGAGUUUUUCGCUGUACUUUUUAAGUGCAAUGAGAACAAAAAGUUCUAUCCCAUAGUGCCUAUGUUAGAUUGGUGAAACAUUCAUGUGACCGUACGUUUUGUAAGAAGUCUCUUUAACGAGGCAAACAAUUUGUCUAUGCAAGUAGCAAUCAAUAGAUUGUAAAUAUACUGAUUGUAAUGGAACUUAAUGUGAUUUAAGUAAAAGUGUUUCUUCACAAAUAUAUGUAAAAAGUAUGUUGCGUUAAAACUACUCUAACAAGUACAAUUCAUCCAAAAAGUUAAGUAAAUGUAACUCAAGCAUUACUACCCACGUAUGGUACUACUACACGAGUGUACUGGGAGUUUUCCUGUUGGCCUAUGAAUAUUGGGCCGAUUUAUCUAUUUAUUGGUGCACCUUGCUUCAGUAUUUACGGUAACACUCCCAGGGAUAUUCUGCAACACACUACACCAGAAUACCUGGCCCAAUUGUCCUGGAUGACAAACU
Molecule: messenger RNA, 3101 nt
Organism: Nerophis lumbriciformis (worm pipefish)
Lineage: Eukaryota; Metazoa; Chordata; Actinopteri; Syngnathiformes; Syngnathidae
Gene: sycp2l
Product: synaptonemal complex protein 2-like
Source: RefSeq, a predicted model, not a curated record